CCUUGCUUUGGCUGCUGUAAGGGAAACUGAGGAGAUCGAAGUCCGUAAUCCUUUCCAUUACAGCUGCACAUCAUGGCCUCCUUGCAGCGAGGAAUCCAUUCCUCCUAUGUAUGAACACUCAUUUUUCAGAGGAACUUAUCCAAGAUUAUCUAGAAUGGGCCCAUUAGGUGUCUGGGUCUUAGUGGGGACAACCUCCCUGCUCCUGCCCCCUUCCCCCAUACAGCAACACUGGCUUCCCUCCCCCCACUGAAGGACGACACAGCGAGAAUUGCACUCCCUCCCUCCCCCUCUUCCUCCAAGGCCCAUUAAAGGCUCCCGUGGCUUCUACAGCCCAUCGAUCCGAGCCGUUUCCAGCUAAGUGCUGCUGAACUCCAACCCCAGGGACCAAGGGAGGGAGGGAGGGCAAGCUUGGCUCAUGAGAGAACUGAUGGGGUUGUGGGGGUGGUCUGGUGUCGCUCAGGAAGAGGAGGCGGCUGGCAUUCGGGACUGGGCAGUGGAGAACUGGGUUAGACACGGAGAAGGGAAUUGGGAGGCAGAGGUACUGAUCUCCAUCACUGAGAGCUAGCAAUUCCCCCCAGGAGAGAAUGGAGGCUUGGGGGCUGGGAGCCAGGAAAGCUCCUAACUAGUGUCAGGGCCCCUCCCUCCUCUCCUGCAGCGUCCUGUUUGCUAGAGGAGGAGGAGAAGCCAGGACAGAGGAGCUGCUGCUGCUGCUGCUGCUGCUGCUGCAGUGGGGAGCCCAGGCACCCCGCCCCGGGGAGGAUCAAGGGGAGGGGCCAGGAGAAGGCAGCAGGCCGGGCCGGGCUGAGGGCAGAGUGGAAGGGGAACCUCCCUACGACCAUUGCUCCAUCCCCAGCUUGUGGGGAGACCCGGGUCCCUGCUGCUGCCCCGCCCCUCAAGGCCCAGCCCCCUAGCCUCAAUCUCCUCCCCUGCGCAGAGCCCAGCCCCAGCCCCACAGCUUUACUCCCUACUCCCAUCCCAGUAGCAGCCGCCACCUGGCCCCUGGCAGUCCCUUCCCGGGAAAAAUCCCUGUUCUGCCCGUUGGAGUUUAAGCCCCAACCCCGGUCCCUUGGCCAGGGGGGCCCCAGCCCAGCCCCCUCCCCUGCCAGCGCUCAGGCCCUCCGUUUGCAGCUCUUCCUCCAGCUCAGCCUGGCUCUCUGAUCCCCUGAGGCUGCCUCAGCCUUGCUUCUGGCCCUCAGAGCCCCUUUUCCUCUCUGACCCUCACCUGGCACGCAGCCUUCCCCCUCGGCCCCCUCCUCUUUCUCCUCAGCCCGGUCUGACUUUGGGGCUGUGCCACCUCAGCCUUGAUCUUGAGCUGGUCCUCUCUUGCAGCUGCAUCCUGGUGUUUCUGAGGCAGAUGCCCGCCUGAGUUGGUCAGGCAGUCCUGGCAGCCUGUGCCCAGCCCUGCCUGUACAGGGCUGAGUGCUUAGAGCAUGGCAGCUGGGGUAGCAACCUGGCUGCCUUUUGCCAGGGCAGCUGCUGUGGGCUGGCUCCCCCUAGCUCAGCAGCCACUGCCUGCUGCCCCCCAGGGAUGUGAGGCCCGCAGUGAUGAAGUGCUGGUGGUGAAUGUCAGUGGGCGACGCUUCCAGACGUGGAAGAAUACGUUGGACCGAUACCCAGAUACACUGUUGGGCAGCUCAGAAAAGGAAUUUUUUUUUGACCCAGACUCGGGUGAAUACUUCUUUGACCGGGACCCGGACCUCUUCAGGCAUGUCCUCAACUUCUACAGAACUGGGCGCCUCCACUGUCCCAGACAGGAGUGCAUCCAGGCUUUUGAUGAGGAGUUAGCAUUCUAUGGCAUAGUGCCAGAGCUCAUUGGUGACUGUUGCCUGGAAGAGUACCGAGACCGCAAGAAGGAGAAUGCCGAACGCCUGGCUGAGGAUGAGGAGGCUGAGCUGGGGGGUCCUGGAGGGGCUGGGGCCGACUGGGCCUUGCCACCUGGCAGCCCCUUUCGCCAGCGCCUGUGGCGAGCCUUUGAGAACCCACAUACAAGCACCAUGGCUCUGGUAUUCUACUACGUGACGGGCUUCUUCAUCGCGGUCUCCGUCAUCGCCAAUGUCGUAGAGACCAUCCCCUGUGCAGCUGGUGGCCGGGCUGGCUGGCGGGAGGAGCCCUGUGGGGACCGCUUCCCACUGGCCUUCUUCUGCAUGGACACAGCCUGUGUGCUCAUCUUCACCGGGGAGUACCUCCUGCGGCUGUUUGCGGCGCCCAGUCGGGGCCGCUUCCUCCGCAGUGUCAUGAGCCUCAUUGACGCCGUAGCCAUCCUGCCCUAUUACAUUGGGCUCUUUGUGCCCAAGAAUGACGACCUGUCUGGGGCCUUUGUGACCUUGCGUGUUUUCCGGGUCUUCCGAAUCUUCAAGUUCUCCAGACAUUCCCAGGGCCUUCGGAUUCUGGGCUACACACUCAAGAGCUGUGCCUCUGAACUGGGCUUUCUCCUCUUCUCCCUCACCAUGGCCAUCAUCAUCUUCGCCACCGUCAUGUUUUAUGCUGAGAAGGGCACUAGCAAGACGAACUUUACCAGCAUCCCAGCUGCCUUCUGGUACACCAUCGUUACUAUGACCACUCUUGGGUACGGGGACAUGGUGCCCAGCACAAUUGCUGGAAAGAUCUUUGGCUCCAUCUGCUCACUCAGCGGGGUGCUGGUCAUUGCCCUGCCGGUGCCUGUUAUUGUCUCCAACUUCAGCCGAAUCUACCAUCAGAACCAGCGUGCUGACAAGCGCCGGGCCCAGCAGAAGGUGCGACUGGCAAGGAUCCGAAUGGCCAAGAGCGGGACCACGACAGCCUUCCUUCAGUACAAGCGCAACAGGGGCCUGGAGGACCAAGAUGGUGCUGAAAGGCCAGCGCUGAGCACACGAAGCAGCUCAGCUUUUGAACAGCAACACCAUCAUCUUUUGCACUGUCUAGAAAAGACCACGUCACAUGAGUUCACAGAUGAGUCCACCUUCAGUGAGGCACUGGGAGUCAUUUCCCUGGGUGGCCAAACCAGCCGGAGCACAUCUGUGUCUUCCCAGGCUGUCAUAGGCACCAGCACUCGGGCUAGUAGUCUGAUCUCUUCUUGCUGCCCCCGACAGAACAAGCAGCGCCGGGCCAUUCGCCUGGCCAACUCCACGGCCUCUGUUAGCCGAGGCAGCAUGCAGGAGCUGGACACUCUUGCUGGGCACCAUAGCCCAGGACCCCAGAGCAGCCGAGCCAGCCUCAAUGCCAAGACUCAUGAUACUCUGACUCUGAACUGUGACAGUCAGGACCUGGUGGCGGCCAUCAUCAGCAUCCCCACCCCCCCAGCUAACACCCCAGAUGAGAGCCGGCCACGUUCCCCUGCCAGUGACAGGGGGGAGGGGCCUGGUAGACCCUCUUCAGGCAGCAGCAGCAGCAGCAGGGGGGCCCUCCGGAACUCCAGCCUGGGCCCUUCUUACCUUCUGCACAAUGCUGUCAAAAUCUCCUCCCUGUGACUAGAGGGCUUCACCACCUUGGAUGUUUCCCUGUUUUGUUUUCAAAGCCAUAUUUGGAGGGGGCAAAGUGUUGCAGAUGAGGGACUCACUGACCUUCUCUUCCUGCCCCAAGCUAUGCAAUGGAAUAUUCUAGUGGUGGGGGGGGGCCCCAUCUCAGUCCCUCUUCAGCCUCCUCCACUGCCCUGAACAGGACAAUUUUGUGGUGCAAUGGAAUGGGGGGGUGGGGGAGUUAGCUAAGUGCUCUAAUCCAAGAAGCCAGUUGGGGGAAGGGAGAACCCUAGCUCCACUCAUGUCCCCUCUUCUCUGUCCCCCAGAGACAUGGACACCAUGAGUUGGGCUGGCAGAGGAUGAGCCUUUGGGUCUCCCCAUAGCCUCCCUAUUCCUAGGACCUGUCACUGACUGGGCCAGCAGGAAGGAACCUAGCUGAAAUGGGUGUCUCAGGAGGACAUGUGUCAGCACCUGGGCUAGCAGAGGCUGCCUGGGAGAUGUCAGCCGGCAGAGGGAGCCUCCACCACACUGCUGUAGCCUCUCUCCAUGGAUUGGCCUUCUUCAUGUGGAGACAGGUGACUAAGCUGAACAGCAGAAGGGGAGCCUUCCCCCAUCUCCUCCCGUCCUCCUCAGGCACGGAGAUCAGCGAGGAAAGCAUAGUGGAAAGUGAUCCACGGGGUCUUGGCCAGAGAAGCGGAGUCCUGGCCCUUUGGAGCACAAGCUCAGCUCCCUAGGAAGGGAGGUCCAACAUCCAGCCUUCUGGUGCCCUCCCUGCCCCCAUGACAUAGGCAGCAGUAGCUCUCAGCCUAGCUCUUUGAUGCAAAGAGCCUCUGCUAUCCCGCCAUUCUGCCCUUGAGAUCCAGCUGAAUUCUUGGGGAGAGGACUAAGGGCCAGGAGGAGAGGUGUUUUAAGGUCUCCAGAGCUCUUAGAGCCUGCCUCAGUUUCUCUUCUGUGUCCUAGAUCCCCUCCAUCAGCUGGGGUUUGCUGCCUGCCUCACUUGCUUGCCUUUUUCCUGGCACGUCUCAGGUUUCCCCACCUGCCCCAUGCUCAAAGCCAGUGGCCUACUGGAUGCAGUUCAAACCAAUAAAAACCUA
This is a messenger RNA of Phascolarctos cinereus (koala), 4528 nucleotides long. RefSeq names its product potassium voltage-gated channel subfamily D member 1 (gene KCND1). Gene Ontology annotation, cellular component: neuronal cell body; postsynaptic membrane; dendritic spine. NCBI's taxonomy places the organism in Eukaryota, Metazoa, Chordata, Mammalia, Diprotodontia, Phascolarctidae. The record is from RefSeq and is a predicted model, not a curated record. Gene Ontology annotation, molecular function: protein binding; A-type (transient outward) potassium channel activity. Gene Ontology annotation, biological process: action potential; protein homooligomerization; potassium ion transmembrane transport.